Messenger RNA from Liolophura sinensis, 759 nucleotides. RefSeq lists its product as uncharacterized. The coding region runs from base 49 to 657 and encodes 202 amino acids. The record is from RefSeq and is a predicted model, not a curated record. The transcript has 6 exons. Lineage: Eukaryota; Metazoa; Mollusca; Polyplacophora; Chitonida; Chitonidae.
UCUCAUUCUGUUUACAAUGACGCCGCCCGACUCGAAAUCAGAUGACUUAUGAAGGGCAUGACCACAAAAGUUGUUUCCCCUAUUUCACAGUGUGUUGAGAGUUAUCUCACCCUGAUCUGUAUCAAUACUGAUAGAGCCAGACAGGGAUGUUCACUACUAUGUACCUGCUCAAACGCUGACCCUGUCCAGGCUUUCAUCGUGCGGCAGAUUGUGUCCCAGGUUCUAGUUACUAUUGAUCAGGUAUAUAGUGCCGAACCCACGCCCAUGAGCAAAAUCAAAGAAAGAAUCGACAAAUACAUCGAUAGGAAAGUAGACGAGAAGAUCCAAGAGUUGUUGGAAUAUUGCAAUCGUAUUGAGGCCAGUGCGAAAGCACAAGCCAUAAAGAACUCUGCUAGGAUUUCUCCAUGUGCAGAUACCCGGAUGUUGUCAAGAAAGACGACUGGCACUGGUUACUCGUCCGACAGUGGCAUGGAGGAAAUCCCCCUUGAUGACGUCACCAUUGAAAUUCCUGGCAGUUCCGCAGACGACAGCACAGAAAAAGGAAAGAAGUCAGUGUUGAAGAGGAUUUUCAAGCAAGACAAGAAACCGGCUGAGGUGACGGACGAAGACACAAGCUUUUGUCUUACAAAUAUCUUUCAGAAAUUUCCAAAUGUGUAGAUUGUAAAAUUAUGAAUUCAGUAAUUGUUGCCAGUUAUUUCUCCAAAGGACUAAAAACAGUUCGAGUGCCAUAAAUUACCUAUACGGUGCAGUAUAUAUAAA